Messenger RNA from Closterium sp. Naga37s-1, 2022 nucleotides. The record is from the annotation of a GenBank genome assembly. NCBI's taxonomy places the organism in Eukaryota, Viridiplantae, Streptophyta, Zygnematophyceae, Desmidiales, Closteriaceae.
AUGGCUACGCUAGCUUGCCCUAAGGCGACUGUUGCCUUCGCUGCUCGCACCAAUGCCGCUUCUCGACCAGCGGCAUCUGCGGCGGUCUCCGCGGCUCCCGUGAGCAGCAGAAGCGCUCGCCUUGCCGGAUCCCUCUCCGCUUCCGCAGCCGCCGCUGCCGCUGCGUGCUCCAGCAAAGAACUCUUCUCCACUCCUGUAGCGCACUCACGCGGGCAUCACGGCGCAAUUCGCGCCAUAUCUCGCGGGGCUGUUCGGGUGGACGCUAGCGUGGCGCGGCGCAAAGUGCUGAUCGUUAACACUAACGGCGGAGGCCACGCGGUGAUUGGCUUCGCGCUGGCCCGUCAGUUAGCGACGGCCGGCCACUCGGUGACGAUCAUGACCGUUGGCGAUCGCAACUCCGAUAAGAUGAAGAAGCUGCCCUUCUCGCGCUUCUCGGAGCUCCGCGCGGAGGGCGUGCGCACGGAGUGGGGCGACCCGGCGCGGCUGUCCGCCGUGUUCGGCGCGACCGGGGGCUUCGACGUGGUGCUGGAUAACAACGGCAAGGACCUCGAUACCGUCAAGCCCGUGGCGGACUGGGCGAGCGCGGCGGGCGUGCGGCAGUUCCUGUUCAUCAGCAGCGCGGGCAUCUACACGCCCUCGUCCGAGCCCCCGCACGUCGAAGGGGACGCGGUGAAGGAGAGCUCGGGGCACGCGCAGGUGGAGAAGUACCUGGCGGGCAAGGCGUGGGGCGACGGGUGGGCGGCGUUCCGCCCGCAGUACAUCACGGGGUCGGGCAACAACAAGGACUGCGAGGAGUGGUUCUUCGACCGCAUCGUGAGGGGGCGGCCGGUGCCGAUCCCAUCGCCGGGCAUUCAGCUGACGGUGGUGGCGCAUGUGGACGACAUAGCGCGCAUGAUUGCCCUCGCCAUUGACUACCCGCAGGACGCCAAGGGUCAGAUCUUCAAUGCGGUGGGCGGCAGAGCGGUGACGUUUGAUGGGCUCGCUCGCAUGUGCGCCAACGCUGCUGGCCGCGCCUCGUCACUCAAGAUUGUGCAUUAUGAUCCCAAGGCUGCUGGGGUAGACGCCAAGAAGGCAUUCCCCUUCCGCAACAUGUUUUGCCAAGUUUCUGCGUUCGCACCAGCAGCUUACCUCUCCGCCAUCCAUCGUCUCCCCCGCCACUCCCUUCGCCUAUCACCGCUAUUCCGACCCUCAUCGCUCCGCCCAUCACGCUGCGAUCAUCGCGGGCACGCCAGCAUGAGCGGCAUCGGCAGGGCGCUCUACAAUGUGGGCUUCUGGGUGCGCGAGACGGGGCAAGCACUCGAUCGACUGGGGUGCCGUCUGCAGGGCAAAUAUGCCUUCACUGAAGAACUGUCGCGGCAUCGCACCAUCAUGAAUCUUUUCGACAAGCUGCCCGAGGUGCCCGCAAAUGCCUUCGUGGCGCCGAGCGCGGCUGUGAUUGGCGACGUGCAGAUCGGGCAGCGAUCAUCUGUGUGGUACAACGCCAUUCUUAGAGGCGACGUGAACAGCAUCCGCGUGGGCGCGGACACCAACAUCCAGGACGGCUGCAUCGUGCACGUGGCAAAGACCAACCUCGCCGGCAAGAUCCUCCCCACCAUCAUUGGCUCGCGCGUCACUAUUGGGCACAAUGCGGUGCUGCAUGCGUGCACGGUGGAGGACGAGGCAUUUGUGGGCAUCGGAGCAACGCUGCUGGACGGGGUGGUGGUGGAGUCGGGUGCCAUGGUGGCUGCUGGCGCUCUUGUCGUGCAGAAUACGCGCAUUCCUGCAGGCCAGAUCUGGGCGGGGUCGCCAGCAAAGUUCUUCCGCACACUGACAGCAGCAGAGCGGGCGUUCAUUGCCAAGUCAGCAGAGAGCUAUGCCAGCCUGGCAGAGGUACAUGCCAAGGAAAACGCCAAGAGCUUUGAGGAGGUGGAGGCGGAUAAGAAGCAGAGGGAGGGGUGGGCCAACUACAGUGAAGACUUUGUUUCUAGUGUGGGCGCUGUUGUGGAUAAGCCGCCUGUUCCUAGUCCAGUCAAGCUGGCUUAG